AUGAAUAGUGAUUAUAGAGAAGUGAAUCAAAAUGAACCUGAAGAAUAAUAAAUGUAUAUUGAAACCCCAAUUUAUAAAGAGGCAGUGAGUCAUUAUAGAACAAGUUAAUAUUAUUUUAUCUCAUUCAACACUUUAAAAAUUGGAUGUGGAUUUGCAUUAUUAUACAUGAAUCAUAAAUAAAGUUAUUUGAAUUAUUGGAUCUUAGCAAUUAUGUUCCAUGCAUUUAUUAUGAUAAUAGUUCAUAAAAUACACUUAAAAUAUUUAGCAAUGAAUAAGAGAAUAUUGGCAUUCAAAUUAGAUUAAAUUGUAGCUGCUCCAAUUAUAGAGUAAGUAAUUGAAUAAAGGAAAUUAAACAUAUUAUCACGAUAAAUAAAAUUAGAAAUAGUAAAAUAAACAAUCUUUGGAAAAUGGUGUUGUAGAUUAAUAGCAAUAAUUUACUAAAUAAUAUUUAGUUAUGGUGUAUACUUAUUUUGUAUAUAUUACAGUAUAAAAUAAGAAGAGUUAAUUUAUUAAUUUUAUUUUUUAUGCGCAAUCCUUGUUGUCUCAUUAUAUUAAUAUAUUGAUCUUUAUUUGAUACUCAUUUUGGCAAUUCUAGGAUCUCCAUUUUUAAUUAUUCUAGGUUGUUAUUACUGUGCAAAUUUGUAAUUAAAAUUAAUGAAUUUAAUAGAUGUAAUAAAGAAGAAUAAAAAAAUGAAAUCAGAACUCGUUUGUAACCUAUAAAUUACAAACCAAAUUUAAUAGAAGGGGAAUAAGAAUGUUGUAUUUGUAGAUGUCCAUAUGAAUUGAAUGAAGAAGUUGUUAUUCUUAAAUGUUCUAAAUUGCAUCAUUAUCAUGAAACUUGUAUUAUGGUAUUUGAGUUAUUUUCAAUUUCAGUCUUGGAUUAAUAUUAACAAUACAUGUCCAUUCUGUAGGAAGUCUAUAUGA
Molecule: messenger RNA, 924 nt
Organism: Paramecium sonneborni
Lineage: Eukaryota; Ciliophora; Oligohymenophorea; Peniculida; Parameciidae
Source: the annotation of a GenBank genome assembly